This is a messenger RNA of Brachypodium distachyon (stiff brome), 5609 nucleotides long. Its product is annotated as protein GFS12. Gene Ontology annotation, biological process: protein phosphorylation. The transcript has 18 exons. The record is from RefSeq and is a predicted model, not a curated record. Gene Ontology annotation, molecular function: protein binding; ATP binding; protein kinase activity. Lineage: Eukaryota; Viridiplantae; Streptophyta; Magnoliopsida; Poales; Poaceae. Bases 104 to 5041 code for a protein of 1645 amino acids.
ACGCAGGCUACUCGGUUACUGCGGUCCGACCUAACCAGGGAAGCGACGCGACGCUACCUGUUGGCUGUUGCUCCUUCGAUCCAGGACGGCCUGGCCGGCGGCGAUGGCCCGUUCGCCUCCUGUGACGGCAGCGAUGUGCCCGGAGUGCCUGGAGCGGCGCGUCCGAUCCGACCUUGCGGGCUCCGGACUCUCCUUCGUCCACGUCAUCUCCGACUCUCCGCUCCCCUUCGCCUCCUCCGCCGUCGUCCAGAUAGCUUCUGAUGGAGCCGAGGAACGUAAUUGGAGCCAGAAGACCUAUGAUUUUGUAUUAGUGGCAUUAAAUGGUGGUAAGACGUUCGUGGAUACUAAAAAAUGUGAGAAAACUCCCUUGGAGCAACCGAUCAUAUAUACUGAUGAUAACCGAUGUGAAGUGCAAACAGAUUCCUCUUCUGGUAUCGAAUAUACCGAAGAUUUUCAAAAUUCUUAUAGCUCCAAUAAUCAGCUACUAAUCGUAAACACAGUUACCAAGUUAAUUCCUGUUUACUAUUCCGGCAGAAUCUCCAUUUCAGAAAUUAGAGAGCUUAUCGCAAGUUAUAUGAAUUUGAAAGUUGAAGAGAAUGUGAUUAGUUCACUAAAUCUGCUGUGUGAAAACAAAAUCAGUGGAUCAGCUGGUUUAGAUUUUCUCAAUUUUGUUGGAUUUUCAGCAUUCGAUGAUUUACAUCCCUCUGGAUGUGUGAGGCACCCCAACAUUUUACCUGUGUUAGGUGUUGUAGAAUCAUCUGAUUGUUGCUACAUGUUGCAUCCAAAGGCUCCAUACACUUUGGAAAACAUCAUGCACUACAGUCCAAAGGCAUUGUGCUCAGAUUGGCACAUUAGAUUUCUCAUGUACCAGAUAAUAUCUGCCUUGGCAUAUCUUCAUGAUUCUGGAGUUCAUCAUGGCAAUCUAAAACCAUCAACCAUCUUGAUGUCAGAUUCUCUAUGGCCUUACCUGAGCAUAAGUGAUAUCUAUCAUGUUAGACAGAACUGGGGUUUUGAAAGGCCUAAAGGUUCAACACCUAGUUCAUGCUGUGUUGCGGAGGAUUGUUCUUCAAGACCUAUUCAUACUAGUUUUGAUCUGCUGUCAUCCUUAGAUUGGUCGUCUCACUUUAAACGAUGGUGGGCAGGCGAGUUGAGCAAUUAUGAGUACCUUCUUGUCUUGAAUAAGUUAGCUGGCAGAAGAUGGGGUGAUCCAGCUUUUCACCCAGUGAUGCCUUGGGUAAUAGAUUUCACAGUGAGGCCUGACGAGAAUUCUGAUAUUGGUUGGAGAGACCUCACCAAAAGUAAAUGGCGGUUGGCAAAAGGUGAUGAACAAUUGGAUUUUACUUACUCAUCAUCCGAGGUUCCACAUCAUGUUUCUGAUGAGUGUCUGUCAGAGCUAGCAGUUUGCAGUUACAAAGCAAGAAGGCUCUCAAAGACCAUCUUGAGGUCAGCUGUCCGCUCUGUCUAUGAGCCCAAUGAAUACCCAUCUAGUAUGCAAAGGCUUUAUCAAUGGACUCCAGAUGAAUGCAUCCCAGACUUUUAUAGCGAUCCUCGGAUUUUUGUCUCUCUUCAUUCUGAAAUGAGUGAUUUGGCUUUGCCUUCCUGGGUGACAUCUUCAGAGGAAUUCAUUUGUCUUCACAGGGAUGCUUUAGAGAGUGAUCGAGUCUCACAACAACUGCAUCAUUGGAUUGACAUAACCUUUGGCUAUAAACUUGAUGGGGAGGCAUCUGUUGAAGCCAAGAAUGUCAUGUUGCCUCCUAGUGAUCCAUCAAGGCCAAAAUCAAUUGGGCGUCGUCAACUUUUUACGACGCCACAUCCUAAGAGACACAUUAGCACACCUCACCCAUCCUACCACAAUAAAGUGGAAUCUUGUGCAAGAUGCCAAGCAAAAGGAAGUAACUCAACUACUGAUGUAGCAUCAAAUGGCUUUAUUCCUCCAGAUAUGCUUUCACAAGUGGACUAUUUGGAAGAGUUUGAACAAGCAACAAUAUUUAUGGAGCUUGAACAUCAUUUGGACCCAAAAUACAAUUACACUGACACUUCUUCUUGUUAUUGCUCGUCAGUCAAAUAUCCCAAGAGCCACAUUUCAGACCAGGAGAUGUUGCAAUCUGAUACUGUAUUAUCAGUGGUGCCUGAUUUUGAUUUUGGUUCCUAUCUUGAAUGCUUUGAGUGUGACAAUAGUUCUCCUAUGGGUUAUCAAGAGCUGUUGCCCUGGAAGCAAAAGUCAUGUUCAGUUAUUGAGCAUCAUGCAAAUGAUAUAUUUUCUAUUGGGUGCAUGUUAGCAGAAAUCUAUCUUCGCAGACCACUCUUUGAUGCUUCUUUGCUAGCUGCAUAUAGAGAAACUGGCAUGCUCCCAGGUGCACUUAAUGAAUUGCCUGUUCAUGUUGGUGUGCUUGUUGAGUCAUGCAUCCAAAGAGAAUGGAAAAGGAGGCCAUCAUCAAAGCACCUUUUGGAUUCACCAUAUUUCCCUCCAUCAGUUCAAGCUGCAUACAUGUUUCUUGCUCCACUUCAACUUCUGUGUACAUCUGGAGAUCGCCUGAAGUAUGUUGCUAAGCUUGCAAGUGAAGGGACACUUAAAGCUAUGGGAGAAUUUUCUGCUGAAAUGUGCGCACCUUACUGCCUGCCUUUUGUUUCAUCAUCUUUGUCAGAUGUUGACACAGAGUCUGGCUUGUGUUUGCUUAAAGAGUUUUUAAAGUGCUUGAGUGUCCAAGCAACGAAGCAACUUAUUCUGCACAUCAUUCAGAAGAUCUUACAGGCACCGGAGUACUCACAUCUGAAGGUUUCUCUCCUUCAAGAUUCUUUUGUUCGGGAGUUAUGGAAAAAAUUGGGAAAACAAACUUAUAUUGAGAAUGUGCAUCCUUUGGUCAUAGCAAACUUAUGCAAUUCGCCUAACAAGAUCAUUGCCUCUGCUGCGUCCAUUGUUUUAAUUGGUUCAAGUGAGGAACUAGGAAUACCAAUAACUAUUCAUCAGACAAUUUUGCCACUAAUCCACUAUUUCGGCAAAGGUUUAUGUGCAGAUGGAAUUGAAACUCUGGUCAGGAUAGGUGGACUUCUUGGAGAAAGUUUUACUGUCAAGCAAAUUCUCCCGCUGCUUAGGAAUGUUAUACUUUCGUGUAUUGAUUCCUCCAAGGUGAUCAAGCCAGAGCCACAGCAUAGUUGGAACUCUUUUGCUCUGAUCGAUGGCUUAUCUGCUUUGGAAGGCCUUGUAUCAGUUCUUCCAGUUAAGGCAGUUCUCAAGGAGCUUCUUCAGGACCAAGUAUGUCUUCAUAUAAAGGUUCUUAUGCUGAUUCAUUUGGAUCUUCGUGUGAUUCAGGUGGCAGCUACUGCACUUGUUGACCUCUGUCUACGAAUUGGACCAGAUAAUACUGCCAUAUAUGUUUUGCCACAUCUAAAAGAGCUUUUUGCUGAAUUGGCCUUUUAUCACGAGUCUUCUGCUGUCAGCCUUCCUUCGGAAGGGUUAAAAAUCUCGAAAGGAAACAAAAGUGAGCCAAUUAAAAUGGAAUCUAGAAUUGAUCUCAUGUUUUUGCUAUAUCCUUUCUUGGCAUCAUAUGUUGGAAUAGAAAAGCUCCGGGAAUGCUGCUCUACAUGGUUUCUACUGGAGCAAUCUCUUCAAAGGUUGUAUAAUUGGAAGUUGGAGCCUUUCAGUGAAUGGUCUAAAACUGCUGAAAACAUGAAAGAUCCAAGGUCUCAGUCUGGCAACUGCAUCCCAUCUGAAGUUUUUCCAACAGAACUUCUUUUUAAUGGGGCAGGGUUGUCUGUAUCUCAAUCUGAAAUCACUAAAACUGGUUGGAAUGUGGCAGUUUCCAGGCAAGGAUCUAGGCUUGAGCAUGGAACAUCUAGUGACAAUUUGUGUUCCUCAACUUCUGGAAAUCAACCGUGGUUUUGGUUCCCUAGUCCUGACAGUAGUUGGGGGACACCAGAUUUUCUUGGACGUAGUAGUGGUCUGAAGGAUGAAUUUCAAUGGAAGAUCAAAGCUUCAGUCCUUUACUCAGCCCGUGCACACCCUGGGGCUCUGCGGUCAUUAGCAGUCCAUGAUGAUGAGUGCACAGUUUUUACUGGGGGUGUUGGACCUGGUUUUACAGGAAGUAUACAGCGGUGGCAGUUGCCAAACAUGAACUGCACGUCUGGAUAUUAUGGGCAUGAAGAGGUUGUCAACUCCAUCUGCAUCUUGUCAACCACCGGAAAAGUAGCUUCUUGUGAUGGCACGAUUCAUGUUUGGAAUGGGCAGACAGGAAAGCUCAUAGCAGCUCAUACCGAGUCAUCAACAAGCUUUCCGCUGCAAACUGCAUCUGUGGAACAGGCAAACAUGCUUAAUCAGGAUGCACUCUCAGGUGGAAUAUUGUCAAAUGCAUUUCGUGGCAGUUUGUAUACGACUAUGCAUUACAUGUCAUCUGAAGAUAAACUUGUCGCUGGUAUGGGAAAUGGAUCGAUCAGAUUUAUUGACAUUUCUCAGGACCGGAAGCUGCAUUUAUGGAAGAGUGAUUCGGCUGAAAUCUCUUUCUCAUCACUUGUAUCAGCUAUUUGCUCAUGUGGCUCGGACAAGCCGAGGACUGGAAGGCUAGUGGAUUCAUCAUCCUGGAUAGCAGCAGGUCUAAGCUCAGGGUAUUGUCGAUUACUCGAUGAGCGUAGUGGAAAGAUCAUUGCUGUUUGGCGAGCACACGAUGGCCACAUUACGAAGUUAGCAUCACCAGAGGAUCACUUGAUUGUAUCAAGCUCCCUUGACAAGACUCUUCGAAUUUGGGACCUAAGAAGGAAACUAGAAACCCAGUCCAACAUUUUCAGAAGUCACUCAGAUGGCAUCUUUGACUUUUCUGUUUGGGGCCAAGACUUGGUAUCGGUUUCGCGAAACAAAAUUUCACUUACUUCCCUUUUUAGACCAACAAGUGAGAUUGGACAUCAGCAGCUUGUAUUACAGAACUUGUAUUCAACUGACAGGGGAGUAAAAUCCAAAAACAUGUCAGUUCUUUCGACUAUUUCUGUGCUUCCUUUGUCAAGAUUGUUUGUAGUUGGAACAGAAGAUGGUUUUCUCAAAAUAUGCCACUAGGUGCUUCCAGUUGCAGUGUGCAGGUAUAAGAGAAAGGAAAAAAAAUGCAGUGUACAUACUUUCACAAAGCAGUCGUGGAAAUGCAAUCGGAUGAGGCCAGCAGCGACACCACCGUUAUUCUUGAAGGAAGCAGCCACUGCCUGCUGCACCAGGGUCUCCGCGGAUGGGCAGGUCUUGCUGUAGAACCCGACCUUCAGGCCAGCUCCGACAGCAGCAAUCGGGAAGAGGGCAAGGACGGCAACUGCCAAGGUGGCGAGCAGGGAGUUCAUGGCGAGGGAGCUCAUUUCAGUUGCUAGCCUGUGUCUCUUGUUGGUCUAGUUCUCUCAUGGGAUUAUAUAGCAUAUUGGAGUGGUUUUGCAGUAGAAAUGGGGGGCAAGUUUGUCAAAACAGGUGUAAAAGCUCAUGCUCCACAAGUGGUUGCCAUUUGCUUGCUUUUUCUUCUUUAUGACCAUUUGAACUGCUCCCUGACAUGAACCGGUCAGGCCCAUGUGUGAUCAAAGCUUCCCCGUAACCAAGGCAGGAAAUGUAUAGUUUUGAACAUGUUGAUGACAGGAUCUUUGCAGCUUCA